AGCUUAAUAAAGCUUUCCUCAUGUAUCGUUAUCAUCAUUCUCAUCCAAUGGACUGACUUGUUUAUUGUCGAGCAAGAUGGAGUUCCUCUUGGGAAAUCCUUUCAGCACCCCAGUGGGGCAUUGCAUUGAAAGAGCCACUGAUGGCUCCCUGCAAAGUGAAGACUGGACCCUCAACAUGGAAAUAUGUGACAUCAUCAACGAAACAGAGGAUGGGCCAAAGGAUGCCAUCAGAGCUGUUAAGAAGCGACUCAAUGGGAACAGGAACUAUAGGGAAGUGAUGCUGACUUUAACGGUUUUAGAGACAUGUGUGAAGAACUGCGGCCAUCGCUUUCAUGCUUUAGUUACUAGCAGGGACUUUGUUGAUGGCGUGCUUGUUAAAAUUAUCUCUCCAAAAAACAAUCCGCCUACUAUCGUUCAAGACAAAGUCCUUGCCCUGGUUCAGGCAUGGGCUGAUGCAUUCAGGAGCAGUCCUGACCUCACAGGUGUGGUUCAAAUUUAUGAAGAGCUAAAGAGGAAAGGCAUAGAAUUUCCCAUGUCAGACUUGGAGACCCUGUCACCUAUACACACACCUCAGCGGGCGGCAUCUGCUCCAGAAGGUGACUCUACACUACAUAAGUACAGCAGCACCACUCAACCCAAGCAGCACUCUGUUCCACCAGCAUAUACCACCCCUCAGGUCCCUAACAUUCAUGCCUCUGGAUCUAUCAAUCCUACACCUGAACAGAUUUGCCGGCUACGCAGUGAGUUGGACAUUGUCCGGGGAAACACAAAGGUGAUGUCAGAGAUGCUGACGGAGAUGGUGCCAGGACAGGAGGAUGCUUCUGACUAUGAGUUGCUACAGGAGCUGAACAGGACUUGUAGAGCCAUGCAGCAGAGGAUAGUGGAGCUAAUCUCCUGCGUUUCCAAUGAGGCGGUGACUGAGGAGCUGCUGCACGUCAACGACGACCUUAACAAUAUUUUCCUUCGUUAUGAAAGGUAUGAAAGGUUUAGGUCUGGGAGGUCCUCAGCUCAGAGUGUCAACAAUGGGGUCCUCAGCGAGGCUACGGAGGACAACCUCAUAGACCUCGGCCCAGGCUCCCCUGCAGUGGUCAGUAACAUGCCGAAUGCAGCUCCAGCCAGCUUACCCCCCACCCUCACAGCCCCCGAAGGAAGUCCCUCCUCCCCAGCCACCUUGGCCUCCCGUUUGGCUGGUCUAGACAUGGGUGCAGACAGUGUGAGCAGUACCCUGAGCUCUCUCUCCAGCUGUAAGCCUCCACCUGCCCAGGAUGACUUUGAUGUAUUUGCUCAAACCAGAACCGGAACCAAGUCUGAACCACGCAAGACGUCUGUAGCUGAAGACAGGCACACUGUCGGUGGCCCUCCCCCCACUCUGGAUGUCCUACAGCCAGCAGCAGGAGGGGUUGUCGGAGGUCAGUCCUCUGUCAUGGAUGACAUAGAGGAGUGGCUGUGUACUGAUGUGAAAGGAGAUGAAGGGGAGGAAGGGGUCACCAGUGAAGAAUUUGACAAGUUCCUCGAAGAGAGAGCCAAAGCUGCUGAGACGGUCCCCAGCCUACCAUCACCCCCCAGUGGCAACAUGGGGGCAGCACAGGGAACCCCAAGUCGGAAGAAGCCGGACAGACCUGAGGACACUUUGUUUGCCAUGUAGACCUCCCACCUUUGACCUCUGAUCCCCAGCCUUAGACCCGACCGGCUGAGCAGCACGACCUGAGGACAGGCUGACCCGAUCCAGAAGCACAUCCACCUGCUUUCUGACUCUUCACACCACUACAUUACAGAGUUUUGUACAUGCGCUACUUAAAAAUAAGAGAAUACUUAACAUCUCAUCAGAAAGGGAAAACCUGAUGGCUUGGUUUGUUAGGCCAGCAGAUGGCAGGAGUUGGAGACAAUGACAUGCCCUGCUUUCUUUCCCUUUUCUUUUUUUUAUUUUUAAAGAACAAAAAGGGGUUCAUGUUAAGGGUUCCUCAAAUUGACUUCAAAUUUGUCUUUAUUUUAGUUUUUACUAUUAAAGAACAAACUAUAAUUUUUCUGUUUGCAGUAGCAGACUACUCCCGUAAUCAGUAGACACACUGAUCACACCUUCAAAGGUCUUGUUUUGGUGUUUGUCUCUCUUUCAAACCCGUCUGAGUUGAUUUGUAAAUCUGUAAAUUGCAAAAUGUCAAGUUUACUAGUUGUGUGUAUAUUUAAGCUACAUAUAUUUGAAAGAGAUGGUAAUUUAAUGUAGAGUUUUGGAAAGAGUUUAUGUUCCACUUUCUUUGACAGUAGGGAUGUAUCUCACGGGGAGGGGGGGCAACAUUUUCAAGGAAAGGGACAAAAGCACUAGUAAACACUAUCUUAAAAAAUUAUAUAAAAGAGGAAAAAAGGGAUUUUAGUUUUUGUGAUUGGCAUUCGGUGCACUCUGCACCAACAGAAGUGGUAUGGAGCCACCAGCUGGUUCUGCCUUGUCAAAGAUGAAUUUGACAGACCUCAGUGCAGCGUUGGUGAUGGUUUGCUGCUCGCUACAGAUUUAUUGAGAUUAUUUUUGCAGAGAUUUAUUACCCCGAAGCUGCUAAAGUUGGUUAUAAUUCCAUCACCCGAGCAAUGCUGUCUAGUUAUUUUCAUUCAUGUAAUUGUGUGUAUGCUGAGCACAGGUUCUCAUGGAUUUAAGUUGAAUGAUGUCUGACCAGAAUCAGUCAGAAAGGCUCUUUUUUUUUAGUAGCUGCAGAGGCAGAUGCUGUUAUUUGUGAGUCUUGACUUGGUGACUAGGUUCUAUUCUUUUUAAGUAUGUUUUGUCUUAAAAUUGAGCUUGGAGGACCAAGUGUGAGUCUUUUUUUUUGUUUGUUUGAUCUUGUUUUUUAGAUGUGAAAGGAUAAAUCUGCAUAAUGUGGUCAAUUUAAUUUGGAAAUUCACACCUUUGUUAUUUGAGUAUGUCAGCAAAUUUAACAUCACACUACAGAAGCACAUUAUUUUAUGCAUUUUUCAUCGAUUUUUUUUUUUUAAAUCUCUGUUCCGCUGACUUCUUGAAAGCCUGACCUUUCAGCAUGACAUUUGUUUUCAGAAAUGAGCUCGCUGCAGACAAAGUGCUACAAAUGAGACAUUUAACUCUUUAACAGCGAAUGCAACAUGUUACACAAUCACAGCAAGCUUAAAACAAGUGUGCACUUUGACAUCUGCACAUACAUCAAGUCAGCUAACACUUAGCCAUCUGUAAUUAAUGAGAACCGUUUAACCAGAUGUGUACAAAUGAUUUAGUCAACACUAUAUAUAUUUUUUUUGUUCUGAUCAGUAUUUAAAUCUCUGUAUUAUUUUAAAUGAGAAAUGGUGAAAUUAACCAUUUAUGAGCAGAAUGAGAUUGUCAUUGUGUGUUUUAGUGUUUUUUUUCUGCUUUUGCUUAUUGACUUCAAAUUUUCCUUUUUAUACAUUGCUGCUGGUUAAUUGAAUUUUGCUGGUCAUGUUUAUGUUUAUUGGUUGUGUGGAUAUUCUUGUGGGUUGGAACUGUGCAUACAGUAAACAUACAAACGUGCAUUCUAAGAGAAGUUCACAAAAAAACUGUAAAACACUGACACUAGUCUUGUUUUUCUCAUGAAGGAUUUCACAUCUUAUUAGAUUAUCUCAUUCUGAUCUCUUUAGGCUAGCCAGCACGUUAACAUGAUCCAACAUGCGUAUCUUUUUGGGGAAACUUUUGGACAAAACAUCAACAUUGCACAUUUUUAAAAGGGAAAUUUCCUUUUUUUCUUCUGUUGUCUUGUUUUUGGUGUUGAACGUGUGUUCUGUAAUGCAGAGAUGUCUUAUCUCAGUUGACUGGAAUAGAAGCCUCUAAAUGAGUUUCUAAAGAAUGCUCAUCGCCCUGCUUGGUACAGAUCAUUUUGCAGGGAGUCCUGUUUUGGAGGAAAAAAAUUCUUUACACAUCUGUGGAUUAUAAUAAAAGUGAAAAUAUGCUGUACAGGGAGGCUCUGCUGUGUGACUGCUGACUCUUCUGAGUUGCCUCAUCUCUCAUUUCUCUUUGUGUUGUUUGACUUAUGCAUGAAAUCUGAAUAAAGAUUAGCAGUGUGUGAUCCGCA
Messenger RNA from Melanotaenia boesemani (Boeseman's rainbowfish), 4037 nucleotides. RefSeq names its product target of myb1 like 2 membrane trafficking protein (gene tom1l2b). NCBI's taxonomy places the organism in Eukaryota, Metazoa, Chordata, Actinopteri, Atheriniformes, Melanotaeniidae. Gene Ontology annotation, cellular component: membrane; endosome. Gene Ontology annotation, molecular function: phosphatidylinositol binding; clathrin binding; ubiquitin binding. The record is from RefSeq and is a predicted model, not a curated record. Gene Ontology annotation, biological process: signal transduction. The coding region runs from base 77 to 1645 and encodes 522 amino acids. The transcript is spliced from 15 exons.